Messenger RNA from Epinephelus fuscoguttatus (brown-marbled grouper), 4320 nucleotides. Its product is annotated as CMRF35-like molecule 9. The record is from RefSeq and is a predicted model, not a curated record. The transcript is spliced from 8 exons. The coding region runs from base 924 to 1937 and encodes 337 amino acids. NCBI's taxonomy places the organism in Eukaryota, Metazoa, Chordata, Actinopteri, Perciformes, Serranidae.
CUGAUCACUGCAGCAGGAGCUAUUGCAUCACUAUCAUAUGGCAGAAUGUUGAAAGAUACAUAUGUUCUCACUCUGGCCUGCAGCUACUAACUUACCGCCAUUUUGGUUCUCUUUACAAAUAUGUGGUCACUUUGUAAAUACAGUAUGUCUCACAAAUGCCUUGUCUGUCAGUUAAAUGUAUUAUGUAACUUUAUCUAAUUUAACACUGGUCUAAUAACACAGCAACGUCAUGUGGGUGCAGUUGCUGAUGGACACAUUUUUGAUUAAUAUUGCAUCUGAUGAAAGUCUUUGAAGGUGUAUCUUCCAUUUCCACAGUAUUCUCUUUCUGUUCUCCAACAUUAAACUCUUCUUUGUCUCCUCUGGAGUUGAUGACAGUGGAUACAAGCAGUGACUCAUAGAUCUGGAUUCAUUCAAAUGAACACACAAGUAUGCAUACUUGUUCUGCAUACAUGUUUUGUACAUGAAAUUAAGAAUCCCUCCGCCCUCCGUCCCUCGCACUUUUUACAGCCGUUACAACGGUUCAAUUCGUUUUUAACAUGUGGUAACAUGUUUUUCCGAGCCGUCUUUAAACGCACCAUGAGUAGACGGCGCCAGACGCUGACACAUGCUGUGGUGUUGUGAUCUGAAUCAAGGGCACAGACCAGACGUGUGCUGCAGGGCAGUGCAGCAAACCAGCCAGCAAGAAGCAAAAAGCCCCGCACAGUUUCUUCCAAACAAACGGUAAAGAGCAGGGUCAGGGAGGAGACAGUGGACCAGAGGCCAGCAAGGAUGAUCAUGCAGGGUUCUUACAGAGAAAAGGGAGGAGCUGCAACCUUCGAAAGGGUGAGAGGAAAGGGAAGUGAGGGGGAACUGAAGACUGUGGCUGGACUGACCUUAUAAUUCCCUUACACUUGCUUUCUUGUUCGUUACCAGUCAUUUUCACAAUGAAAACAAUCUGUGCGUACUCUUGUCUUCUUUUCGCUGUGAGUUUUGUGGAGAUGAAGCCUCUCAGCAUAACUGGCCAUGUUGGGAAAAGUGUUGAAAUCAAAUGCUCAGACUGGGAUGCUUGGACUGAUGUAAAACAUAAUGUUAAGUACUUUUGUGACAGUCCAUGCACAGAAGACAAACACAUCAUCGUCAAAGCAGAAUUUGGAAAGACUAAAAAAUAUAAAAACAGAAUAGAGGUAACUAACUCAGCAGAAGGUUUUUUUGUGACCUUGACUAAUCUCCAAGAGUCAGACUCAAAUACAUAUUACUGUGGAGCAGAGAAAUUUGGCCGUGAUUCAUACAUAAAGGUCAAUCUUAAAGUCACAAAAGCUGAGUCUUCUAGUCCCAAGACAACUCCAAAAAAAGUCACUGCUGGUCCCACUCUCUCAUGUGCUGUGACAGACGACUCCAUCACGUCCUCAAACAGCUCAGAUAAUAUGACUGAUGUGUCUACGUCUCAAACAACCCUGAAUACAAUGUUGCCUACUGCAUCAGCAACAGGAGGAGCAGGACAUGCACCAUAUCUGAUUUUAGGUGUCAUCGUCCUAACAGCCACCCUUGUGGUCUUACUGAAGUUUAUGUGCAAGAUGAUGAAGCAACUGAAAGUUGUGUCAAGUGCUGGUGCACCACAAGAAGAUGCACAAGAGGGUGUUGAAUAUGAUGAAAUCAGACCUGAGACCCUGACUGAUCCAGACUGUCUCUAUGCCAAUUAUUCCUACCAGCAACACACUGAAUUAACAGCUGAGAGCUCUUCAAAAGACGUGUCUUCAAAUUCAGCUUCCAGGUGUGAGGUCAGUUCAAGGGGGCCAUGUGCGGAGAGCAGAGGCACAGAUCCCCAGUGUGACUUGGUGUACUCUGUUGCUCAACUACCCAAAGUGCAAAUUGAACCCACUGGGCAAUCUGAGUCAAAUCAAUUCGCAAUUGAAAAUGACUCUUUCCAUUCCCUGGCUCAGCUGCCACAGGCAACCUGAAGGAGGCUGCUGUGGUCAGAAGGAACUUUCUCUAUUGUAUAUUUUUAUGAAACUGUAGAGAUAUUAUGUAACAGGACAUGGCAGGACAGGGAAGAGAAGAAAAGAGAAGAGAAGAGAGAAGAAGGAGCAAAUUAACAUCUGUACACAUGGCCUAGACUCUCUUCUAAUAUAUAUCCAGGCACAAUAUCACUGCUCUGUCUCCUGCCACUAGUCUGAUUAUCAUUGUCUGCUUUGUAACUCCAUUUGCUUUAUGAAACUGGCAUCAUGUUAGACACAGACAUCCAGACAAAAGAGUGCACAUAGACUCGUUCUCACUAAAACAUUGCCCAUAAAACUCAAUGAACAAAACUGGAAUCUGCUCGUGACACUGCUGGUGAUGCAGUCUGCAGUACAAAGCCUGAAGAAAUACAAGAACUGUUUUAUUUGAUAAGAUAUCCUAGACUCUGUGUGGAUGACCUUGAAUUUUCUUUUCUGAAAGUCAUCCUAAGUAGUACUUUACAUCUUUAGCUAAUUAUAAGCAGCAACACAUUGUUCAUUCUUUUUGUCUACUUUCUUUUUUAAUGUUUCUUAUGCUGCUUUCACUUGCACACACACGCACGCGUGCGCGCUCUCACACACACACACACACAUACACACACACACACACACACACACACACACACACACACACACACUGUACUUCUACACUUGUGAGGACCCUCAUUGACAUGUAUUCCCUGGUCCCUUAUCCUGACUUUAACCAACCAAAAGAAAAUCCAUGCAUACAUUGAAACUUAAUGUUUCAACAAUGCUGUGGUUAGGUUUAAGCACAAAAACCACUUGCUUAUGGUUAGGAAAAGAUCAUGUUUUGGCUUAAAAUAACCUGUUUAAGGGGCACAAUCUGAGCAGGAAAAGCAGUGAUGUCUUGGAAAAAAAAGAUCACAACAGCAUUUACGUGUAAUGGCACUGUCUCCACCAACGGGUCUCUUCAGAACACCCCCAUGGCCGAAGCAUAUAAAGCUGAUGGAAACAGGAUAACUGCAAAGCACCCGCAGUUGAAGAGCAUAUAGGAAAUGGAAAACAGUGAUUACAAAACACAUCUGGUUUCAUGUGUCAGUCUCGGUGGCUGCCAAGCUGCUGCAGUUUGGCAGCCAUUGCACCGAAGUGUCAUGCCAUCCACCAUAGCCUCCACCACCGGAUGACAAAGUCAGCCCACUUAUUAUAUCACUUUAGAAAUGGUAUGAUACACAUGAAACAUGCAAAUGUAGCACAUUCGUGGUUUGUAGAAACUUAUAAUGACAACGUCUCCUUCUGGUGAUGGAACUGCCUUAUCCAUUACAUUUAAAUUUUUAACCUUAACCCUUAUUCUCUUUUAAUCUAACUUAAUCCUAAUUAUAAACUCAAUGUUUAAAUUGAGUCUGAAACCUCACACAGGCCUUUGAAGGUCUGUCCAAAGGUGAGAGCUGGCUAAAACGUCUUCACUUUCCAAAAAUGUCCUUACUUGCAUCUUCUAAAACUCAAAUUGGUCCUCACAAAGAUAAAUGGACAAGUUCACACACACACACACACACACACACACACACGCACAGAUUAAGCCAAAACACUGAAAAGAAUGCUUGAUGGUGGGUAAUGCUUUCAUUAUAAAAGUUUGAAAUUUAUAUGUCGACUUAACAGUUCUUGUAAUGCCAUUAUAAUGUUGUUGACUAACCCUGUCCUCAGUACUGUAUGAUACCAGUCUGCUAUGUGGAAACACUGGUAUGACUGUCUUUUUUAAAUAUUGUAUGUUUGUCUGUCUUUUUUAAUGGACCUGGAGUCUAAAUAAAAAGGUUGAUUGAUUGAUUGAUUGAUUAGGGUCAACAGGAAAUGCAGCCAUCCAAAAAUAGUUGUGGUGUAUCUGCCUUUGCAACCACCAUGUAUCAAACAGAUCCACGAUGGAGCUUCCUCUGUAACAGAACACUCAGAGGAAGACCUUCUUCCCCAAAGCCACAUUACACAGCCCACAACUGUUCCACUUUCACAACUCACACUGGACCUCUAAAUGGAAAUCUAUUACUAUUCAAAUGUGAGGCACUGUCAGCCCACUUGUUUCUCUUUUUAAUAUCAAUAAUCCUCCAAUGUAUUCUAACGUAAAUAUAAAGUUAUUUGUGUUUGUGUUAUUUGUGUCUAAACUUUUACUUGUACAUGAGCUGGCCCUUUUGGCCCUUAUUUAAUUAUUUAGCACAGUCACAGAAGCAGAACUGAUGCUUUGUGUGAUGAAACCAAUCAGUAGAACCUUUGUGAACAUGUAUGAUAUUUAUAGAUAUAUUAGCCACAAGUGAAACUGAAAGUAGUUCUUUGCUUAGCUUUGUUUUUAGCCACCUUUUUGGUUUGCAUCUCUGUAUGAAGGGUGUUGUGCACAAAGUUG